AUGACGAUAAAUGGGAGCAUGAUCUUUUCACUACUGACAAACCUCAACUAUCAAUUACUAGAAGUUCGAGGAGGGAACAAGAACAACAGCAGUAGUAUACCAAGCGAAGACGAGCGAGAUCAAGGUGAUGAUGAUGAUGAUGAUGAUGAUGUUGUUGAAUCAACUGCUUCUGCUUUUGACCGAGCUAAAAGAGACAAAUCUAGAGGCUCACGGCGAGGUCCCUUUGUAGUUGAUUUAGAUUCAGGUUGUACUACUAAAGUAAGCAAAAACCCCUCACAGGAUCAGUCUGAUCAAGCUAAUGAUGAGCUUAACGAUUCGGCUAACGCAUUUGUCUCUGUCUUGUUUCAGAGGAAGUCUAAUAAGGCUGUUGUGGCUCCAGUAGAGGAACCAAAGUUUAACUGCCCAAUUUGUCUGGGUCCAUUUACCGAGGAGAUGUCAACAAAGUGUGGUCAUAUUUUCUGCAAAAGUUGCAUAAAGGACGCCAUCUCUCGUCAAGCUAAUUGCCCUACAUGCAGGAAGAAGGUUACUGCUAAAGGCCUCAUUCGAGUUUUCCUUCCAACCACCGAAUGA
Molecule: messenger RNA, 570 nt
Organism: Raphanus sativus (radish)
Lineage: Eukaryota; Viridiplantae; Streptophyta; Magnoliopsida; Brassicales; Brassicaceae
Exons: 5
Coding region: 1-570 (189 amino acids)
Source: RefSeq, a predicted model, not a curated record